UCUCUCUCUCUCUCUCUCUCUCUCUCUCUCUCUCUCUCUCUCUAUCGCCGAGCGACUGCUCGAGCAACUCGCGCCCCCACGAGACUCUCGACUCUUUAAACUGGGUGAACACUAUCAGCGCGUAUCAGCGACCAGUACGGCUCCAUCCCUUCGGCAGAGACAACGUUGCUGAGUAGCCCUUGUAUCUGUACUCUCGUCUCAAACGGAAAUGCUCCUUAACAAGUAUCAUCGUACGUUGAGUGGGCGGACUUCGCUCCGACAGCUGCUAAACGGCGUUACUACGUGGAAGAGAUGCUUAACCGGUUCGGUGCCGAGGGAACCUGAAGGGCCAGUACUUACAACCGAAAUACCGGGCCCUCGAUCGCGCAGCUUGCUACAAGAAUUAAGUUCGAUACAACAAGCGUCUUCCGUACAAUUCUUCGCAGACUAUGAAAAAUCCGCCGGUAAUUACAUAAUUGACGUUGACGGGAAUGUCUUGCUGGACGUUUAUAUGCAAAUCUCAUCAAUGCCUCUAGGGUAUAAUCAUCCGGCGAUGCUGGAGGUUCUCGCUGAUCCCGUUAAUCAAAAAAUUAUAGCGAAUAGACCUGCUUUAGGUGUCUUUCCGGGAAAAGACUGGCCUAAUAGAUUAAGAGAUGUUCUACUUCAGAAAGAGUUAGCACCACCGGGAUUAUCACACAUUACGACAAUGAUGUGCGGUUCUUGUUCUAAUGAGAAUGCUUUUAAAAACAUUUUUAUCUGGUACGCCGAGAAACAAAGGCAAGGCAAACCGUUCACGAAGGAAGAGAUAGAAUCGUGUAUGAUGAACCAAAUCCCUGGCUCACCGCGAUACUCUAUCAUGUCCUUUAAAGGUAGCUUUCAUGGAAGAACCUUAGGUUGUCUCUCAACGACUCACAGCAAGUACAUUCACAAGAUGGAUAUACCAGCUUUCGACUGGCCUGUCGCCUCCUUUCCAGAGUACAAAUAUCCUUUAGAAGAAAACGUGCGAGAAAACAAACAGGAAGAUCAGCGUUGCCUCGCAGAGAUCGAGGAAUUAUUUGAGAAGUACAAAAACGAAAAGAAAGUACCAGUGGCUGGCGUGAUAAUUGAACCUAUUCAAGCAGAAGGCGGCGACAAUCAUGCAUCCCCAGAAUUCUUUCAGGAACUUCAACGCGUGACACGAAAGUACGGAGCCGCGUUACUUAUCGACGAAGUGCAAACCGGUGGCGGACCAACGGGAAAAAUGUGGUGCCACGAGCACUUUAAUUUAGAUACUCCACCCGACGUAAUGACUUUCAGCAAGAAAAUGCAAUUAGGAGGUUAUUAUCAUACGGAGGAUUUGAAACCGAAACUGUCAUAUCGUGUGUUCAAUACUUGGAUGGGCGAUCCCAGCAAAGUGAUCCUGCUCGAGACGAUUAUAAAGACGAUUAAAAAGGAGAAUCUUUUGGAUAGAGUUAUGCGCGUGGGCAAUUAUCUGUUAAAACAUUUGAUGGAUAUGCAAAAGGAACAUUCCAAUGUAAUCAAUGCAGUGCGCGGACGUGGGACUUUCAUAGCGUUUAAUUGCCCCUCGCCUGAAGCGCGAGAUAGCAUCAUCAAGAAACUUGCAAUGAAAGGUAUUCAGACAGGUGGAUGCGGCAGCCAGGCCGUGCGGUUGAGGCCUGCGUUGACCUUCACAGAGCAUCAUGCCGAUAUAUUUCUGGAUGCGCUUCGCUCUGUUUUAAAAAAAUAAAAAUCAUCUUGAACAAUAUCUUAUAUCUCCCAAAUCAGAUGUCUUCCAUAUUGAAGUAUUCGUGAAGAUAUAUCACGUGUGAUUUAUGAAGUCUAUAAAUAAUCAUUAUUUUUCUAUGGCAGUUAUAUUAUGAGGAUACGUUACGAAGAGUUUAUGAUAAGUGGUGAAUUAAUGACAAUGCAGUAUGAUAAACUAAAUGAUGUAAUAUACAAUACUUGAUUGUCUCGUAAGCUGUAAGUAUAUGAAUGAUUCGAUAUGGACUAGAAAAUAUU
Messenger RNA from Trachymyrmex septentrionalis, 1977 nucleotides. It is a transcript of the gene Gabat, whose product is annotated as 4-aminobutyrate aminotransferase, mitochondrial. Lineage: Eukaryota; Metazoa; Arthropoda; Insecta; Hymenoptera; Formicidae. Gene Ontology annotation, biological process: GABA catabolic process. Bases 209 to 1705 code for a protein of 498 amino acids. Gene Ontology annotation, cellular component: mitochondrion. The record is from RefSeq and is a predicted model, not a curated record. The transcript is spliced from 10 exons. Gene Ontology annotation, molecular function: pyridoxal phosphate binding.